GCCUGUGAAGAAGAUUCCGAAGAUUGGAGAAGACAAAUACGUCAUCGAGUCUCGUGUGGUCUUUGAGCCUGAGGAUGAGCCUGGAUUCCUGGAUUCCAAGAAAUGGUUCCUGGACAGGUCGGUGAAUGCCUUCACCCGCAUCAGCUUCUCCUUGGUGCUGAACACCGACGUCUUGCCCAACUCGAACAUCUACAUCAAGCUUGGCGGCCUUAUCCGUGAUCCUGGUCGAACCAAUCUGGUAGGUGUGCAGGGCGCGCAACGCUCUGGGCAGAUCAAACUCUCCGGUGCCAAUGGUCCACUCUUCGUCGGCGAGGUGGGCUACUGGGAUCAAGACGCGGUGCUGCUCACAGUGCAGAUGAUCUCCACAGUUCAGAUCUAUGCCGGGGAACGAGUGCGCUUCUUCAUCGAAAGAGACCAGGAUUUCAAAUUGCCCUUUUCGGCGUAUCCCAAUGAUCCAUCCUUCAGAUUGGCAGUGCCUGAGGCUGGCAUUCCGGAGAGACCAUUCUUGUUCUCCACCCGAGUCAGCCAACAAGGAAAGCAAUUUGCUGUCUCCGAGAUCUUCUAUGGAGCGCGGGGUGCAGUGGCAUAUCCAAGCACUGUGGUGGAGUUCAAUUUCAGGUUCCAGCCUAAUGUCAAUUUGCCAGCUGGAACGACAGUCAGAUUGACGUUGCCCGGAUUUACGUGCCCCUUCACCAGCGUGCCAAUCGGAACCCAGGAGGUGCCGGUGCUCAAUGAGAAGGAUCUCAGCGACUUCAUUCGCUUUGGUCAAUGGAAUCAGCUGGAUAACACCUUUGAUCUGGUUGUGCCAGUGGGGCAAGCGAUCUAUCGACAGCUCAUCACUGUUCUGCGGAUCAUGGAGUCUGGGGGCUUCCGACUGCCCACUACACCCCUGUUGCCCAACGACAUGAGCCUCACAAUCCAAGCGAUUGGGAAUGUGGUGAUUUUCGAGGAGCCCAUCAAAACAUCUCCCCGUGUGGUCGAUCGAUCGUUUCAGGUCUCUGAGUUCAUCUAUGCGCCACCUCAAAAGGAUAGCAUCUUCCAGCUGAAGAUGAUCCUGCAGCCCACCGUCAACAUCACCUCGUCCUUCGUGGGGCGUCGUCCGGGACGCUGGGGCGAUCUGCGGCGGCCGCGGAGCCUGUGCCGAGCCGAGGGAGAUGCGUUCAACAAGCAGACACCUGGCAGGAAGUUCUUGAGGCGCUCAGAAUUUGACCUGCUAUCAUUGCAGGACUUCAGGAGGGAAGCCUUGAUACAGUACUCCAACACAAAUCAGUCGGAGCCUUUGCGAAUAUUGAUCUUCUUCUUCCUCAGCAUCUGUGGCUUCUCAGCCCCGGGCUUCGCGCCAAGCAACGCGGCGCCCUGGUACUUCGCCGUGGCGCUGGUCUUCGCCGCCGUCUUCGGCUUCCUCUUCCUGCGGGAACGUGGCAAGCGCACCGCUCAGCUGGUACGGUUGGAACGGGAGUACGCCAUUGGCGACCUCCCCAUAGAGGUCACUGAUCCUGUGGCAGGAACCACGAAGAGCUUUGAGCUGCAGGGUCUGCGGUCCCAGAAACGUAUAGUGGCGCUCUACGGCACCUUCCAACAAGUCAAGGAGAGCCUGCAAUCAGCACUGCCCUACCGGAGGCGCUUCGAGCAGAGCGAUGUGCUGAUUCUUCCUGUGUGCUCUUCUUUGGAGGGUUCCGAUGAGGCGGCCUACGCUGCGUGGGGCGAAGUUGUCCUGCGGGCCAGCAGAAAAUGGCUGGCGAAACCGCGAUCUCUGCGACGCUGGAGGAGCUAUUUUCAAGGCCUGCUGGAGGACAAGGAAACGACCGGGCAGAGCCUCUGGGUGGGCCUCAACUUUCGCGGCCGCGUCUUUGGCAGCGACUUCGGCUGUCCCAUCUGGGAUGAACUGCUUGCGGCCAUGCCACCCACCAAGCCUUUGUCUUCCACGGAGCAAUGUUUCGCCCUGGCGGAUGAUCGCUGCGGCGCGUUGGAAGCACAGAGGCGCUUCUAUGACGCCCUGAGCAGCGGAGAUGUGACGAAGAUGCAGAGGAUUUUUGAAUCAAGAGAUGAUGCCGAGCUGAGCGCUGCAUUGCAAGUGGACGAGCAGAGUGCAGCCAGCAAUCUCAGUGACUGGAACACUGUGUUGUCACGGGAGAAUCGGCCACAAUUGCUCAUUGCCAGCAAUGAUUGUGUACUGCUUUCGAAGAACUCCGCCAUCACCAGCUGCAUCGAAUUCCCAGUGCUGGGUCCUACACUUUUGGCCACGCAGAUCUGGGAGCGCGGACUGGGAGAAGGUGAAACAGGCGACUGGCGCCUCCUGAGUCAUCGCAGCAUCCCCUACGCCAGCCAAGUGGAGGCGCGUGUGGCCUUGCGCUGCGACCAUCGCGGCUGUAUCGCCUUUGGGAAGCAGUUGGAUGCCAUGCGCUGCAUCCCUGUCCUUGGCUCUGGGCAUCACCCCAUCAAGGUGUCGGACUUGGAGAUGGCUCUGCCCGGCUUUAGAAACUCCUUGUCCAAGGUGAACAUUCACAUCAUGGGCGAGGACCGCGGACGAAUCCAACACUCCAUGGCCUAUUGGAACGAGACCACAGCGCGGCUCACGUUGACCGUGCCACGUCGGGAAGUCAUUCCGGCCUUUACCAUGUUGGAUCUUCGCAUUGAAGAGAGUCAGGGCUUCAUCUUGCCCUCCGCCCUCAAUGCCAAUGAUACCACCAUCCGCAUCUCCUCGGUGAAUAAUAUCCAGGAAGAGCCCAUCAAGAAGUCGCCGAUGGUUGGCAAUGGCCCCUUCACUGGACACCUGUUCUGCAUGUACCAGUACGAAGUGGGCACCCGCAGCCCAUCACCAAUUUGCGCCACAGCGGUCGAUUGCAACCCGCCCCUGACGGAUCCGUGCAAUCCCAGUGAGCUGACAAGGUGUGGCUGCGACACGAGAGUGGACGAGGUUUUCCCAUUGAUGGUCUUGGGAUUUAACCUGCAGCAGGAGGACUCGGUCCACUUCUUGCCGUACUCGGAUACGCAACUGUGCCACUUUGAUCUCAUAGGUCCUGCUAUCUUGAAUCCCUUCUCUGAGCCAGUGAGUCAGGCUGUCUCAGAGACUCGAGAUGUUGUCACCUAUGAAGGAAUGUCAUCAAUCACCACCGGGAUUUACAGAGUAUGUGCGAAUCACGUCGGACGUCUCUAUGACGUUGGGAUGGUGAUAGUGCGACCCUCCUGUCCAGUGCCUUUGGUCCUUGUGGACGGUGCAUGCGUGGAGCAUUGCCCCCGAACCAAGAUCCCGGUGGCGGGGAAAUGUAUGCGAGAUACUAUGGCGUUCCACGCCUUGGACACUCAGGACUACAUGUUGCCCAUUCGCAUGACGGACCCCUAUGAAAGCAGUACCGGCGCUCAGAUGGCAAACCUGCUAUUGAACCCAGAAUCUACUCAUGUGAAAUAUUGCAUCGAGCUGGCGUGCAACGAGGAGAGGUGGCACGUCUAUCGAAGAUACCGCGACCUUCUCCAGCUUCACCAGCUGCUGCGCAGCCUCGGCGAGCUGCCGGCGCUGCCCACGCGGAGGGCCUUCGGCCUGGGGAAGUGGAUCUUCGCGGAGCAGGAUGAGGCAUUCAUCGCAGAGCGACAGAAGGAGUUCCAAAGGUAUUUGGACACCUUACUCUUGAUGGACCCGCAACUGUCACAUGGCGCCUUGCGCCUCUUUCUGGGCUUGCCUGUGCUUCCAGCGAGCAUUUCCUUGGAACCCGCUUUGCACGAUGUGCGCUUGCCAGAAGUCAGCUGGAAGACACCCAGCAAGGUCGACUUGAGGCUCGUGCGCCUGCAUCGGAGCAAAGAUGUGGGCGCCCGACUGGCAGACGUUCCGCUCUCGGUGCUCGAACUCUCGGAGGUCGCCAGAGGCGUCUCCACAGCCGUGGGUUUGGUGGGCAGCAGCUGCUUCCGAAUGACCAGUCGUUCAGUGGCACAGACCGUGCAGCAAACGUUGCCAGGGCUGUUGUCGUCCUCCAAAAUCUACGUGUUGAGUGCGUGGAAAGACCGGCCCGAGACGCUGUCCUUGUUCAGCCCUAACACGUGCACCUUCCAAAAGGUGCCCCUGUGGCCAUUGGAUCCAUACUAUGCAGUUGCUUCCAGGGGUGGUAAUCUCUACAUCCUGAUGUCUGGGGAAGAUCCCGCAACUGCGGGCACUCGCUGGCAUUCGUCCUUUCACUGCUGGCAUACGGCCACCGGGCGCUGGCGUCAACUGCCUCCCCGGCCCGGGGACGAGGUCACCCGCUUUGGGCUGACGGCCGCAGGUUCAUCCAUCUACGCUCUUGGAGGCAUUGGUCGCACUGGCUGCAGCUCCUCCGCGCAUCGCUUCAACCUGCAUCCGCCGCUAGGCACCUCUACAGGCCGCUGGGAGACCCUGCCAUCGUUGCUGCAGCUCCGCUGUGAUGCCGCAGCGGUGAGUAGAGGAUCUGUGGUCUUCCUCUUAGGUGGCACGGAUCGCUUCGGAGAGGUGAGCAGCGAGGUGGAAUCCUUGGAGGUUUGGAGCAAAGAGUGGCGCCGUGGGCCCUCCUUGCUGGGCCCGCGCCACAGUGGCACAGCCGCCAGCACCUCCGAGAGCGUGGUGCUCUUUGGUGGCUCUGCAGUCUCCAGGGGUCAUUUGUUGGCAGAUGCUGUGUCUCCACCAGAGCCGGAAUGCUUGAGCCAUCGCUGGGGCUUCUGGGCUUCUUUGCCUUCUCCUGCCAGCCUCAGCCGCCAUGGCUGUGCGGUGGCGGCUGUGCCCGGCAAGGUCUUCGUCUUUGGCGGCUAUGAAGCAGAGUUGGCCCAUGUGGAUCGAUGGGAUACAGAGACCCUGGCUUGGGACAGCUUUGAGCUGCCUGUGGAACUUCAAGGGGAGCACCCUGGUAUUGAAACGGGCAAGUUGACUUACCCAAGCAACGGCUUUCCGCUGAUGUUUAUUAGUGAGAUAUUGAAACGCUUUCGUUUGGCCUUGCCAAAGCUGCUGCAAGGUGGCACAUCCAUUGCAGAAAGAACCUCCGAUGAUGCGGAACAGCGGUACUUCAUCUACCGCUACGUGUACGAGAUGGGCAAGAUCCUGAAUGCAGAUCCCACGAGGAUUCAGGUCGCUUCCCUGUCCUUCAACGGAUCAGUCGUGGUGAACACGGUCUUCAAAGUGGUUGGUACUUGGAAUGACAUCAAGUCCACGGAUGAGCGUUCGCCGUGGGGUCUCAUCUCCUUGUUGAAAGCUCUGCAAGCCGACACAAGCUCUCAGCUGUAUCAGAGUCCUUUCUUCAAGUUGGUGGAUCGAGCAGCGAUGCCAGAGCCACUGCCAGUCCGUCAAUGCGCAGAUUCCGUCUUCCGCGUCUUUUGCCCUUACAGUGGUGGCAUUAUGAGCACCGGCGAGGCGCUCGGAAUCCUGUUUUUGGGCAUUGCCAUUGUGCCUGUUGCCCUGUCCUGUCUUUGUUGCACCUUUUGGCACAUUGACAUGGACAAGUCCAGCGCAGUGGAUGUGGAGGAUGUGGUGGAAAAACUGCAGGAAGAUCCCAGUCAAGUGGAUCCUAAGCUCCAGAUCGAAUAUGCCUCCAGUUGGUUGGAGGGCAGAUUCAUGGGUGAGGAGUGGCAGAAGCAGCGUCAGAUCAUCUCCAGCGUGGCGUUGGGUGGCCCAAGAUAUUUUCUGGUGAAGCAGUUGUUUUGCUGCUGA
This is a messenger RNA of Cladocopium goreaui, 5644 nucleotides long. The record is from the annotation of a GenBank genome assembly. NCBI's taxonomy places the organism in Eukaryota, Dinophyceae, Suessiales, Symbiodiniaceae.